AUGAACGGAAUCGCCCAUCACACUCGCCUUUGCGGGUCCAGGUUACUCUCACGUUCACCUCACAUCAGCACCGCUGCUUUCAUCAACGCGCCUUCAAUAAGCCUGAGUUUACAGAAGCAAUGGACAAGCAGUCAAUCAUGCAGCAAGAAAACACCCUGCCAAAAGUCGCCUCCUCUCUCCGCGACAUCCGCUGCCUUCUGGAGCUCUAGGCCGACAUGGAAUCGAGCUUCUGUCAACACCUUGCGCUGUCUCGUUGGCUGCACGUUGGGUGACUUCACAGCCAUGUGGUUGUUGCAAGCCUACUACCCGGACCUUGGCAUGGGAGUCGUAAUGCCAAUUUCCAUGGCUUCUGGCAUCUCUAGCUCCAUCCUCUUGGAGACCAUCAUGCUUCGUAUCGGCCGUGAUGGAUUGUCAUGGCUCACAGCUGCAAAGACGGCCAUCGGCAUGAGCUUCAUAUCAAUGAUCACAAUGGAGGCAGCCGAGAAUGCAGUUGACUACUACCUCACCGGCGGAAAUGUCUCCCUCAACGACCCUGCGUUCUGGCUCGCUGCUGGCCUGUCUAUAAUUGCUGGCUUCUUUGCCCCUCUUCCAUACAACUACAUACGCCUACGAAAGUAUGGAAAGGCUUGUCACUGA
Fusarium keratoplasticum is the source of this 636-nucleotide messenger RNA. RefSeq names its product DUF4396 domain-containing protein. The transcript has 2 exons. The coding region runs from base 1 to 636 and encodes 211 amino acids. NCBI's taxonomy places the organism in Eukaryota, Fungi, Ascomycota, Sordariomycetes, Hypocreales, Nectriaceae. The record is from RefSeq and is a predicted model, not a curated record.